Molecule: messenger RNA, 2881 nt
Organism: Hippoglossus stenolepis (Pacific halibut)
Lineage: Eukaryota; Metazoa; Chordata; Actinopteri; Pleuronectiformes; Pleuronectidae
Gene: fdft1
Product: farnesyl-diphosphate farnesyltransferase 1
Exons: 7
Coding region: 112-1488 (458 amino acids)
Biological process (GO): cholesterol biosynthetic process; farnesyl diphosphate metabolic process
Cellular component (GO): endoplasmic reticulum membrane
Molecular function (GO): squalene synthase [NAD(P)H] activity
Source: RefSeq, a predicted model, not a curated record
GUCGCCGCCCCCCCCCCCGCUCCCGUGUCCUCUGCAUGGACUUCAUGUUUGUAUCUCACCAUGGCCCCAGUCGUCUGGUAGCUGCUGCUGCUGCAGGCUGUGUUCGCUCCCAUGGCCGGAGCUGGCUACAAGUGUCCCGUCUCCCUGGCCGUGUUCAAGCGCUCUCUGUCGGUGGCGCCGCGCGGCUGCGGUGGGUCCGCUCCGCGGUCCCUGCUGCCGGGCUGGAGGCUCGGGGAGCGCGGCCUGCAGGAGGCCGCCCGCCCCUCCAGCGCCGUGAGAGCCGCCAGCUUUUACCGACACAGCGCCUUCUUCUGUCUCUCCUGCCAGGAGUCCAUGAGCGACAGUCUGCGGACCUGCUACCUGUACCUGAACCAAACCAGCCGGAGCUUCGCGGCCGUGAUCCAGGCGCUGGACGGGGAGCUGAGACAUGCAGUUUGUAUUUUCUACUUGGUGCUGCGAGCGCUGGACACAGUGGAAGAUGACAUGAGCAUCCCCCUGGACAAGAAAGUCCCCAUGCUGAAUAAUUUCCACACCUUCCUGUACCAGGACGAGUGGUGCUUCAACGAGAGCCAGGAGAAAGAUCGGCAGGUCCUGGAGGAUUUCCCCACGAUAUCACUGGAAUUCAGAAACCUUGCUCAGGAAUACAGAGACGUCAUCUCCGAUAUCUGCCAACGUAUGGGAGUGGGAAUGGCCGAGUUCCUGGAGAAGAAAGUGGGAUCCAUGAAGGAGUGGGACCAGUAUUGCCACUAUGUGGCCGGGCUGGUCGGCAUUGGCCUGUCUCAGCUCUUCUCUGCGUCCCAGCUGGAGGACCCUGAGGUGGGGCAGGACACCGAGCUGGCCAACUCCAUGGGCCUGUUCCUCCAGAAGACCAACAUCAUCCGGGACUAUCUGGAGGACACGCAAGUGGGACGAGCCUUCUGGCCACAAGAGGCUUGGAGUCAGUUUGCCGUUCGUCUUGAGGACCUGGCCCAGCCGGACAAGCUGGAGUCGGCUCUGUCGUGUCUCAACCUGCUGGUCACCGAUGCCCUGCGACACGUCCCAGAUGUUAUCGCCUACCUGUCGCGGCUGCGCAACCAGAGCGUCUUCAAUUUCUGUGCUAUUCCACAGGUGAUGGCGAUAGCUACAUUAUCAAAAUGCUACAACAACCCCAUGGUGUUCCAGGGAGUGGUAAAGAUCAGGAAGGGACAGGCUGUCACCCUCAUGAUGGAGGCCACCAACAUGAGAGCUGUGCACACCAUCAUCAGCCAGCACAGCCAGGAGAUCUUACAGAAGGUCUCCCUCACCGACCCGUCACGGGACAAGACCCUGCACAUCCUGGCUCUGAUCCGAGAGAAGUCCGCGCUGUCGCAGUCCACCCUCCCCUCCAGGACCCACCACCUGUCGCCUAUGUACCUGUCCGCCGCCAUGCUGCUGGCCGCCCUCAGCUGGCAGUACCUCAGCACCACUGCGGCACAGGCCCAGGGCACCGGCAACAUGCAGGGACAGUGAAACCCCUUCCCCCUCACCUUCCCUGUGGGUGCUACAGACUCAGAAACCCCCUCUGCCCACUCUAGAGGUCUGGCUCUCCUCUCACUCGAGGACUCCGACGCACCUUUUCCCUCACUUUCUCCUCGUUGAUAUGGCCGUCACAGGACCAUGGACACACGUAGACUGCAGGGGGCGCUCUUGUAGCAGACUGGUCUCAUUAGGUUUGACGGUGAUUUGUCGUCGUCCUCCUGCAUCUGGAUUCAUUAUCACACACAGUGUUGUGUGGUUAUAUUCACCAGCAUAAAUGGCACAUUGAAACAAUUCAGGGGUGUUUUAUCAUCAUUUCAUGUUUACGCUGAUCAUGUGUUUCCUCUUUUUUUGGAAUACUUAAAAAACAUUUUGACCCAUUGUUUGGAUUGAUUGAAAUUAUUGAGCAUAUGUGAAUAUUUCAUAUAAUAUUUCAUAUUUUCUCUUUUGAAUGAAAUGUUUAAAUAUGCUAAACACGACACUGCCUAUUUUAGGAUUUAAUAAUCGCAGUCACCAACCUUCAUCAAGUUGUAUUUUAAUAACUCCCUCAAAUCCUAUUUUUAAUAUCAAAUCAAUGUGAGCUUAAAGGAGACAUAUCAUGCUCAUAUUCAGGGUUAAUACUUGAAUAGGUUUACAUGCUCUAAUGUUUAGGAAACUUUCCUCAUACUGUCCAUUACGGCAGCUCCUCUCUUUAGCCUCUGUCUGAAACGCCUGGUAGGAUAAAUGUCGCUCUUGCUUUACCUGGAUUUUUUAGAAAUUCGAAUGGGAUUAUAGAGGAAGAGCCCUAGCGUGCAUUAUUAUGCAAAUGUCAGACUAUCAACGAAGUGUUUUAGAAGCUUCGGUGUUUUUGUUGGGAGAGAGAAGUUUCCUUUACCAAGACUUUUUAAACUUUUUAACAAACAUAUGAAAAACACACUGGAGGAAAGAAACACUGAAAAACCAUAAUAUGUCUUCUUUAAUAUUCCACUUAUGUUUCUGUAGGAGAAACUCUUUAACUGUUACAGCAGUGCACUUCUCUCAUUAGCACUGUGUGUAUGUGCUGCGUAGAUGUGUGUAGCAUCCCAACACUCUUCUGUCUUUGCUCGUUCUGCUCCAGGUACUUUGUAAUAGGAGGAAGAAAAGGAAGAAGAAGAACAGUAUAAUUCUGAGGUGGCUUCGUCAGACUGUUGGUGUGAAUUGUAUUGAACAAAUAUAAUGUCUUUGAUGAUAUGUGAGAGAGAAACGCAUAUUGAGACUGCUAUAGCUGAAGUGUCCUUAAAGCAGCUUUGGUGAGUAGAAAGGCCGGCACACAGAAACCUUGCACCGAACCAAAGGAGAGCUACAAACAUUGCUAUGUAAUGUGAAACUUUGAUUUGUAUAUAUUUGAACAAAUAAAGAGUUGAAAUUA